CUAUAAUCGCGUAAGCGGUGUCUACGCCAAUUAAGAAGAAGAAGGAAUAGACCACGUCCAGCACGCAGUGAAGAAAAUAUAGCAGCCGAAGCUGCGGAUGUACACGAAACCCGUGGAGAGUCUACUUGGACUAACGUAUGAAACGAUUUGGGCUCAUGAAAAGCUCCAAAAUGAUUCGAUGUUUUCGAGCCAAAUUUUGUUCAGCGAUGAGGUCCACUUCUGGCUCAUUGGGUAUGUAAGACAGCAAAAUUACCGUAUUUGGGAUGAAAAGCAGCCUGAAGAGAUUCAAGAGGUGCCAUUUUAUUCAGAAAAAUCUUUUUUUCGUGUGGUUUGUGGGCCGGUGAAAUAAUCGAUCCAUAUUUCCUCAAAAAUAAUGCGAGUGAGAAUAUAACCGUCAAUUGUGACCUUUAUUGCUCUAUAAUAACCAACUGCUAUAUACAUUAAAUUGAAGCUCAUGACCUCGGCGACAUUUGGUUUCAACAAUACGGCACCACUUCCCACACAUUGCAUCAAUCAAUGGAUUUUAAUUGAGAGAACACUUCGGUGAGUAGAUAAUUUCACGUUUUGGGCCGGUUGAUUGGCCACCAAAAUCGUGUGAUAUCACAACGUUAAACUUUUUCCUGUGAUGAUACAUAAAGUCGAAAGUAUAUGCGGACACUUCCGCUUGGAUUUAGGCCUUGGAGCAAAACAUCACGCGUGUCAUUCGCCAAUUACCAGUAAAAAGGGCGAACGAGAAAUCAAAAAUUGGACUCAACGGAUGAACCAUCUGAGAAGUAGCCGCGGCCAACAUUCGAAAGAGAUAAUUUUCAAAAAAUAAAUGGCAAAAAAUGUUUAUUCUUUGAAAUCGACAAAGAGGUGGUGUGUAUCAAUCCUUUUUUCACGGGUCUUUUCCAAGAUUUGAAGCAUUAUGAAUAUCUGGUCAGUUGUUGAUUUUCCAUACCUCAAGUCACACUAAUAAGGUCCAAUCAGUUUGCUGACGGUGAGCUCGAUAGAGCCUUAUAUACGAUGUUGGGAAAGCUUAUCCCACGGUAGUUGUGGCGUCUCCAUUUUUGUGCAUUGGACGGAGUACACUUAAAUUCCAAUCGUUAGUUUCAUGAACUGUGUGCAUAAUAAUAUAAAAAACCGAAUUUACAUCUAGGACAACAAAACCACUGUAGAUCAGUGUAGUUAAUGUGGUCUACUUCUUCUACUACUUUUUAAUGGUGUUAUCAAUUUGGUAUACAUAUUUCUAACAUCGAAAGAGUAAGUCCCAGUCCCAGUUUGUUUUACAGGCCACAACGCUUCUAAAAGCAAAUUAUUUUCCAUCCUUUGUUAUAUAAUUCGUCUGGGAUACCACUAAGCUUCUCUGGAAAUCUUCCUUUCCCGACCUUAAUAAACACAGAGAUCGUGUGAUUGCUGACCCUGACUGCCGCGUGGUAGUUACCUAUAACCAUGAAAAAACGGGUAUAAACACGCAAACACUUGGAAACAUGCUCAAAUCUCUGCGUACGAAAAACACUCAAUUCGUCGACUUCGAGCGCUAUGGCAACGAGCAACUCGUACUGGGUGCUGUUUAUCAAAACAAAAUACUUUAAAUUGAAUUUCCAAAGCAACAAACUGCAAUAUCAAUCGCUUUACAGAAACGAACGAGAAAAUAUAUUUUUCAAGAAGCUUACAAUUUGUGUGAAUUAUUAACGCUUAAAAAUAAAUACAAAUAUUUUAUAUAAAUCUACACGGAGAGAAAAAAAUCCACCGAUUGCCAAUAUGAUGAGUGAUGAAAAUCAAGCCGAAAAUGCAGCAAAGCCGGCAUCGGGUGUCGAUUCUGGACCCGAACCGCGUUCGGAGUCCGAACAGGAGCGCGCAAAUGAUACGCACUCCGAGUGCGACUUUGCACGCCUACCAGAGCCGCCUAAGCCCGACGAACCGGAGCCAGUACGCUUAGCGCUCCUGCCACCGGACCACCCACUCUUGCAGAAAUUUCAAGCCAAUUUAAAGGACUAUCUUUUGCGUACGAAGGAACAACUCAAGAAUGAAAUCGCCGAGAUCAAAUAUCAAUUAAAGUUGAAGGAGGCGGCACGCGAAGAGCAAGGCGCCAAGCUAUAUGAUCUGCAACAGGGUAUUAACCGGCAAAAUGAACAGUUGGAAGAUUAUGUGCAGCAGAUACAAACGAACAUGCAGAAACGUGUGGAAAUGGAGAAUGAAGUGACGCAACUGAAAGCGGAAUACGAACAGCGUUUGCAAACGAAAAAGGAGCAAAAGCAAAAAUACAACAAACGCAUGGUUGAAUUGGAGAAUAUGAACACGUUGGAGGGACACAUACGCAACUGGGCCGAUGAGGUGAAGGACGAAGUGAAGAAUGCCAAACGUAUUGUGCAUCGUGAUACUCAGUUGCAAAAGCAACUGUCCGAGGACAAGAAGAAAUCCGAUAUGCUCUUUUAUCAUCUGGAUGUGGAGGUGAAACGCAAGGAGCAUGAAGUCGAGAUAGUGCGCAGCGAGUUGCAGGAUAUGCGCGAUAUAACCGAUGUGCUAAAGACGAGCAUUAAUGAUGCCAAUACUGACUUGGAGGUGCUGCAAACUGAGCACAAGCGCUUAACACAAGCCUGGAGUGAGGUCAUUGUAGCCAUACAGCAUCGUGACAAAAUACUCUAUCAAGCGCAACAAUCUAUGGGCAAAGAGAAAGAAUCUAUUACACUAAACACAAUGAGUAUUGAGUCAAUUAAAAAGCAGAUAACGAAGGAGACAAAACAAAACGAAAAAUUGGAAUCUUUCAAAUCGCGACUCCUGGCCGAUUGUGGAAAUCUUAAACGUGAAUGUCAAAAACAAGCGGAGACAUUGCUCGGACUGCAAGUGAAACUCGACGAACUGCCGCUUUGGUUGAAACAAAACGAGAAGGAUUUAAUCGAAGCAAAUCGUGAGGGUACCAAUUUGGAAACCGAAUUGCGCAGAAUGCAAUGGAAGAGCGAUAAACUAUAUGCCAAGAAAUAUCAAAUGGAAGAGAACAUGCUAAAAUUGGCGCAAGAUCAAUUGAUCACCGACAAAGCUAGUCAGUAUCGCUUGAAACUUUUGCGCGAAGCACAGGAAACACGCAGGGGUACCGAACUAAAUUUGGCUGUAGUUCAAAGUCAACUCUCAGACACUUUGUUGGAUACGGAGCGUUACCGGGGCAUAUUAGUGAAAUUGAAUCAAGAUAACGAGGAAUUAGAAAAGAAAUUACAUAGUGUGGAUCACAAUGCCGAAUUGAUUGUAGCCGAGAUGCAUGCGUUGGAAACACAAAUCGAUAUCAAAAUGAAAAAGAUUGAUCGCUUAUCAAAUCGCCUGGAAGAAAUAAAUCGCAUGGGCGAGGAAGCGGCCAACAGUGUGCAGGCAAAGAAGAUCAAGAUAUUGGAGCGUGGCAUAUUAGCCACCGAACAGCAGAUACGAGAGCUCCAGCAAUUUUGGUUGAUGAUGCAGAAUCACUAUGUUAAUCUAUCGGAAAAGCGCAAUAAUCAACUUACUGAAAUACAGGUCACCCAAAAACAGCUCAGUAUAAUCAAGCAGAAAUCGCUGAAAAUCGAUGUAGAUCUUGAAAAGCAGGAAGAGGCCACAAAAGAACUCGAACAUGACAUACAAAUCUAUUUGACUAAAGUAGAACUCUUAAAUAAAAAAAUGUGUAAUGCGCGCCAACAGCACGACAACGAGGAAAACGAAUGCCAGAUGGAGCACAAUGAACUAGUACUCAAGUUGAAGGAUCACGAAAUGAAUGUUUUAAAUAUGGAGGCCGAAAUUGAUGAGCUGCAGGAUGAAAUCGAUCAUUACAAAGACUUGGUGCUGGACAAACAUCGCGAAUCAUUGUCGUGGGAAACCAAAUAUAAGCUAAUCGAAGAGACGCUACGUUGGCGCAAAGACGAAACGAGUCUCACAAGUGAAAUCGGCAAUAUGAAAUCGGAAAUACAUCGCAUGAAGAUACGAUUUCAGCAUUUGGCGCGCGCACAAGAGAAGCUCGCACAAGAUUUGCAACACGGUGUGGCACAUCGUGAACAUAUCUAUAUAGCUGCGUCGGCAAAGAAGCUCGCCGAGGUAAAAGCGCAGCGCAUCAAGACUGGCAUUUCGUCACAACAAAAAGUUAUCGACUUACGUAAUCGCUUGAAGAAAAUUCAAAAUGAGAUUAGUGUUAUUAGCGAUGAACAACUCGUGAAGGUCACACGUGAUAACGAACGUAUCCGUGCCGAUCUAACGCGUUUGUAUGAAGACAUUGAGCGCGAGAAGGCUCUUGAUGAGGAACUACGUCAGAAGAUUGACGAUAGCCUUUUGUUGAAACAUUACAAUUUAGAACGCAUCGUACGUAAACAGAAUCGCGCGAAAUCGUAUCGACGCUUAGGCUUGGGCACGUCUUCUCCUAAGAUACGCUCUGAAACCACAUUGAAUCAAUUGGUACAAAAGCAAAUGGAAAUAAAUGAUAAUCUACUCGAGGUGGUACAAAUUUUGAACACAGAGUUUCCAGAAAAGAAAAAAUUCUUCGCCAAAGUCACACAAGUUCUUCGUGAUUAAGUGUGUUACGUCAUGUUAGCCAGGGGCUAGGUUUUAAUAUAUUUGUUUGCAUUUUUAUAUGAAUUUUUGGCACAUUUGUAUUCAAUAUGAUUUGGAAAUAUAUUUUGGUCAUUAUGAUUUCUAAAAAAUUAA
Molecule: messenger RNA, 4638 nt
Organism: Bactrocera neohumeralis
Lineage: Eukaryota; Metazoa; Arthropoda; Insecta; Diptera; Tephritidae
Gene: l(2)41Ab
Product: coiled-coil domain-containing protein 40
Exons: 6
Coding region: 1744-4506 (920 amino acids)
Biological process (GO): axoneme assembly
Cellular component (GO): cytoplasm
Source: RefSeq, a predicted model, not a curated record